AUGGCAACACUUGACAGUUUUCACAUCAUGAUAGUUUCAAAGUAUUUUGCAACAAUCAAAGACUUUAUCAAUUUGGAGAUGGUUUGCAAGAAGUACAAUGGAAACACAAAAAAGUUCCAUUUCAACCCAAUUCCAUUGACACACAAAACAAAUAUGUUAUUCCCAAACAUCGAGACACUUCAUCUGUGGUCUGAAAAAGACGAAAAUUUUGGCAAUGAAAUUCUUGCCAACACCCAAAACAACACAAAAGGCAAAAUUGUUGCAGAGAAAAAUUAUUAUGAAAUAGUAGUGUGGUUUAGUGUUGAUUAUGAAACAGUUGACAAAAACAAUGGAAAAAACAUCAAGUUCAAAAAUGUCACAUACACUUCCAACAACAUAAAUAAAUAUGGCAAUACCAUCCCUACCUGCGUUAGGUCACUUGAUGACUGUUGUUAUUAUGACUGUAAUAGCAUCAACAACGUCAAUAUACCAUCAAACGUUAAAUCGAUUGGUUAUGAUUGUUUCUGUAAAUGUAGCAAUUUGAGCCACAUUAUAAUACCGCCAAGUGUCACUUUAAUUGGUGAUUUCUGUUUUGGAAGAUGUUAUAAUUUGGAUAGCAUUGAUAUCCCAUCAAGUAUCUCAAAAUUGAGUGAUCGCUGUUUUUUCGAAUGCAGUUCUUUAAGCCGUGUAAAUAUAGCACCAAGUGUGACAUCAAUUGGGUACAACUGUUUCUCUGGAUGCAGCAGUCUCAUCGAGGUAGAAAUACCAUCAAGUGUCACAUCAAUUGAUGUAAGUUGUUUUUAUCAGUGUGUCAAUCUAAGCAAAUUGGUAAUACCAUCAACUGUCGUGAGAAUUUACAAUUAUUGUUUUUUCAGAUGUUACAAUCUGAGCAGUUUGGUGAUCCCGUCAAGUGUGACUGUAAUAGACAACUACUGUUUCAGCGAAUGUGUAAAACUGAGAGAUGUGAAAAUGUCAUCAAAUUUAUUAUCACUUGGAAAUUAUUGUUUCAGUGGAUGUAGUAAUUUGAGUGUAAUAGAAAUACCACAAAGUGUUACAUCAGUUGGGCAGUAUUGUUUUGAUAAUUGUAGUAAUUUAAGAAAUGUAGCGGUGCCAUCGAGUGUUACAUCAAUUGGCAUUUAUUGUUUUAACCAAUGCAUUGCUCUAAGCAGUGUGAUAUUGAAGGCAAAUGUCAAGUUGCUUGGUGAUAAUUGUUUUUGUGAAUGUCGCAGUCUUAGCAAUCUGGAUAUACCUUCAAGUCUUGAAUCACUUGGUAUUUAUUGUUUUAAUAGAUGUUCGAGCUUAAACGAUCUAAUUAUACCAUCAAAUGUAACAUUGAUAGGCGAUUUCUGUUUUGCUGGGUGUAACAAUAUAACCAGUGUGUGUAUAUCUUCAAGUGUCAUCAUUAUUGGCAAUUAUUGUUUUAGUGGAUGUAAAUAUAUAAAUGACGUGGAUAUACCAUCAAGUGUCAAAUCAAUUGGGGACUAUGCUUUUAGUGGAUGUAAUAAUCUGAAAAUUGUGGAAAUACCAUCAAGUGUCACGUCUAUAGGUAAAAACUGUUUUCCACCACAAACCAAAUGGUGUGUUCUGAAUAUGCAUAAUAAAAGCACUGUCAUGCAGAGUAAUACAAACAACAUGGAUCUACCGAAAGCAAUUAAACACACAAUAAUUGAUAACUUCAGUUCACUAAAUUUAUUUGUCAAUAAAAGUACAUUAUCAGGGUCUGUUUUACAACUUAAACACGUUAAAUGCGACAUCAAUUUAUUAAAUAAAAAA
Messenger RNA from Entamoeba invadens IP1, 1752 nucleotides. Its product is annotated as leucine rich repeat containing protein BspA family protein. Lineage: Eukaryota; Evosea; Mastigamoebida; Endamoebidae. The record is from RefSeq and is a predicted model, not a curated record. The transcript has 5 exons. The annotation marks the transcript as partial.